AUGCCAUCUGUGGCAAUAACGUUGGAACAGAUGGAGGAAGUCUUCCACACCAACACAGCGCACCUCGACCAGAUUGCCAAGCGCGACAUCGAGGCUAUCAUAAUGGGCACUUCUGCUAGGCCCGAGCUCAACUACAGGGCUGGGAGUGUUGGAAAGGCUGGCAGAAAUGAUGUGUAA
This is a messenger RNA of Cryptococcus amylolentus CBS 6039, 177 nucleotides long. RefSeq lists its product as hypothetical. Lineage: Eukaryota; Fungi; Basidiomycota; Tremellomycetes; Tremellales; Cryptococcaceae. The record is from RefSeq and is a predicted model, not a curated record. The transcript has 2 exons. Bases 1 to 177 code for a protein of 58 amino acids.